AUGAAUAUUUGUUCAUGGAAUGUGAGGGGAUUGAAUGAUCCCAAUAAAGUAGGAGAAAUAAAGAAGUUUGUGGUGAAUAAUAAUGUUAGGGUUGUUGCAUUCUUGAAAACUAGAGUUAAAGAGCAAAAAAGUAAAAAGAUUCAGGAGAAGUUUGGCAGUUCUUGGAGUUGGUGGACAAACUAUGAAUUCUCUCCUGGGGGAGAAUCUGGGUUGGCUGAAAGCAUAAUUGCAUUACUUUUCAUCUCAUUCAGAAAACUGAUCAGAAGACCUAUGUGGGCAACUUUGAAUAACAUCAACUCUCUAAAUGCUGGCCCUUGGCUAGUGAUGGGGGAUUUUAAUUUAGUUUUGGUAUCUGGUGACAAAAUUAAUGGCAAUGCAGUGACUCACAGUGAAACUGUUGACUUUGAAGAUUGUUUGGAUCAUGCUGAGUUGACUGAAGUUAAGAGCCGUGGACAUUUAUUUUGCUGGUAUAAGGGUCAUGGUAAUAACAUAAUUAACUGUAGAAUUGAUAGAGCUCUGGGUAAUAUUUCAUGGCAUACUGCUUAUGCUGAUGUGGUGGUUGAUUAUAUGAACCCUGGGUUGUCAGAUAAUACUCCUUUGCUUUUAUCCUACAAAGUUAAUAUACCUAAGAGAGGAGGAAGAUCAUGA
Spinacia oleracea (spinach) is the source of this 648-nucleotide messenger RNA. RefSeq lists its product as uncharacterized. The record is from RefSeq and is a predicted model, not a curated record. The transcript has 2 exons. Gene Ontology annotation, molecular function: catalytic activity. NCBI's taxonomy places the organism in Eukaryota, Viridiplantae, Streptophyta, Magnoliopsida, Caryophyllales, Amaranthaceae. Bases 1 to 648 code for a protein of 215 amino acids.